This is a messenger RNA of Drosophila busckii, 1528 nucleotides long. RefSeq names its product potential E3 ubiquitin-protein ligase ariadne-1 (gene ari-1). The transcript is spliced from 8 exons. Gene Ontology annotation, cellular component: nucleus; ubiquitin ligase complex; cytoplasm. Gene Ontology annotation, molecular function: zinc ion binding; ubiquitin protein ligase activity; ubiquitin conjugating enzyme binding. Gene Ontology annotation, biological process: positive regulation of proteasomal ubiquitin-dependent protein catabolic process; ubiquitin-dependent protein catabolic process; protein polyubiquitination. NCBI's taxonomy places the organism in Eukaryota, Metazoa, Arthropoda, Insecta, Diptera, Drosophilidae. The record is from RefSeq and is a predicted model, not a curated record. The coding region runs from base 269 to 1528 and encodes 419 amino acids.
UUCGCAUUAAUAUACUGCUAAAUAGUUGCAAGUGCAGUGCGUUAAAAGAAACGCUGAAAAACUUCGAAGAAAACUUAGCUGUUGCUGCAGCUGUUGUGAUUUUCAAAAUUCGGUUUGAUUCGGAACAGCGCAAUAGCAACAACAACAAAACAGCAAACAACAACAACAAGAAAAUCAGCAACAACAACAACUAAGUAUCAGUUGGUUGUUGGAGCGCCAAAGUUAAACAAAACAUAACUCUCCAAGUCGUGCUUAACAGGCCACAGCUAUGGACUCGGAUAACGACAAUGACUUCAUGGACAAUGUCGACUCCGGCAAUGUCUCAUCGGGCGACGAUGGUGACGAUGAUUUUGCCAUGGAAGUGGAUAUGCCCAGUACAACCGAACGGUCGCUGGACGCUGAUGAUUAUCAAUAUAAGGUGCUAACCACAGACGAAAUAGUCCAACAUCAGCGCGAGAUAAUUGAUGAGGUUAAUCGUGUGCUAAAGCUCUCCACGCCCACAAUAAGAAUACUGCUGAAUCACUUCAAGUGGGACAAGGAAAAGCUCUUGGAGAAAUACUUUGAUGGCAGUGAUGAUAAUAUAGAAGAGUUCUUCAAAUGCGCACACGUUAUAAAUCCAUUUAAUAAACCAGCCGAGGCGGUGCAGCAAAAGACUACGCGGAGCCAGUGUGAAGACUGCGAGAUUUGUUUCUCAUUGUUGCCGCCAGAUUCCAUGACUGGCUUGGAGUGUGGGCAUCGCUUCUGCUUGGCCUGCUGGCGCGAGUAUCUCACAACGAAAAUCGUUACAGAGGGACUGGGCCAGACCAUAUCGUGCGCCGCGCACGGCUGUGAUAUAUUGGUGGAUGAUGUGACCGUUACAAAGCUGGUGCCCGAUGCACGGGUUAAAGUCAAAUAUCAGCAGCUAAUCACCAAUAGUUUUGUCGAGUGCAAUCAGCUGCUGCGCUGGUGUCCGUCCGUUGAUUGCACCUAUGCGGUCAAAGUGCCGUACGCCGAGUGCCGCUGCGUGCGCUGCAAGUGCAGCCAUGUGUUUUGCUUUGCCUGCGGCGAGAACUGGCACGAUCCGGUGCAGUGCCGCUGGCUGAAGAAGUGGAUCAAGAAGUGCGACGAUGAUUCAGAGACGUCCAAUUGGAUUGCGGCCAAUACCAAAGAGUGUCCCCGUUGCAGUGUGACCAUUGAGAAGGAUGGCGGCUGCAAUCACAUGGUCUGCAAGAAUCAAAAUUGCAAACAUGACUUUUGCUGGGUCUGCUUGGGCUCCUGGGAGCCGCACGGCUCCUCCUGGUACAAUUGCAAUCGCUACGACGAGGACGAGGCAAAAGCAGCACGCGAUGCACAGGAGAAACUGCGCUCCUCGUUGGCAAGAUAUUUGCAUUACUACAAUCGUUAUAUGAACCACAUGCAAUCGAUGAAGUUUGAAAAUAAAUUAUAUGCAUCGGUUAAGCAAAAGAUGGAGGAAAUGCAACAGCACAACAUGUCGUGGAUCGAGGUGCAAUUCUUGAAAAAGGCUAUUGCAAGGCCAUUGGCCAUUUAA